This is a messenger RNA of Bombus pascuorum, 6227 nucleotides long. RefSeq names its product neuronal calcium sensor 2. Lineage: Eukaryota; Metazoa; Arthropoda; Insecta; Hymenoptera; Apidae. The coding region runs from base 605 to 1165 and encodes 186 amino acids. Gene Ontology annotation, molecular function: calcium ion binding. The record is from RefSeq and is a predicted model, not a curated record. The transcript has 6 exons.
ACAUUUUGUUCUUGUAUCAGCUUUCUUCAUCGAAUAGAUCAGUUUGUGUCAGGAAACCGGGUUUUCGUGAAAAUCGUUUUUCUCGUACAGUUGGGCCGCUAAAGUAUAUAGUUUGGCCGCAGUAUCGUUCCAAUGCAGGCAUAGGUUACCUCGGCUUUUUCAUUCCUUGAAUCAAAUUCAAACGCAUAUCACCUUAAAUGGGAAUCCGACGCUCGUUUCGUUUAACCUGACGAUGUAUGUGCAUGUAACAUCAUGUAUGUUUUGCGAUUGUAUGCUUGAUGUGUGUACGUUUUUCUCAGCGAGGCUACAUGUAUGCGUGUACGUGCCAGGUGUGUGGAUGCUGUUGUCGAUGCGUGUAUAUUCAUGAAAUGUUUAGAAUUGUCGCUUAUCUUUUCUUUUCGUACGGGACAUUGGUUGAGUGUCGCGCGUGUUUAAACGUCAAGAAAGAAGACUCGUCGUGUGUGUUUUUGACACAUCUCGCCAUGCUGAGUGGACAGCAUGGUGUUGCGGCCCGCUACGUACCGAACAAUUCACUUGGGAACGGCAUUUGGUGUGCGGCUCAAUACUGGCAGAAUACGCGCAGAAAACCCGAUAAGAUUUCAAAAUGGGUUGUUUCGGCAGCAAAGAUAAGUUGAGCAAAGAGGAUAUGGAUUUCCUUAAAUCACACACAAGAUAUGAUGAAGCAACUAUAAAAGAAUGGUACAAAGGAUUCAAACAAGAUUGCCCAAAUGGUAGAUUAACGCCAGCAAAAUUUGUCGACAUGUACAAAAUGUUCUUCCCAUCUGGCAAUGCGGAAGAAUUCUGCGACCAUGUUUUCCGUACAUUCGAUAUGGACAAAAAUGGCUACAUCGAUUUUAAGGAAUUUCUAUUGGCCAUCGAUGUAACGUCUAGCGGGACGCCAGAAGAAAAACUAAAGUGGGCUUUCCGGAUGUAUGACGUUGAUGGAAAUGGCGUCAUUGAUAUUCAAGAAAUGACUAAGAUCGUUCAGGCAAUAUACGACAUGCUCGGUGCAUGCUCGAGCAACAGACCAGCAGACAGUGCAGAAGAGAGAGCGAAAAACAUAUUUGCAAGAAUGGACGAAAAUAAUGACGGUCAACUUACCGAGGAGGAAUUUUUGAAAGGUUGCCUUCAAGACGAAGAGCUUUCAAAAAUGCUGGCCCCUUAAUUCCCGUGUUUUGUUUCGGGAUCGAUUAUUAAUAGUACACUGUUGUCAAAAAACAUUCAUAAAAUACCAACCGACCGAGCAACAGCGAUGAAAGCAAUUUCAGAUACAUCUGUCUUUCAUACGAAACGUAUUUGUUGUAGAAUUAUACAUACAUAUACAGACGCACGUAUUCGUACGCGCCCGUACACAUGCAUACACGCACAAAUACACGGACACGCGCGUGCGCGCGGAUACAUUGCAGCAUUACAAUGGUUAAUACGAAAACCUGAUAGAACGCCUUUAAUUCCCAGAAUUGCAAUUGGCAAAGAACAAUAACUAAAGAAUCGUUGUCUUUCUACGUUCUAAUUUCGAGUCGAGUUACCGGAAUCGAAUAAUUUCUCGAAAGAAAUUCGUCGACGGAUUACUUUUUAAGGAAUCGGAUUUAAGUGCUGUGAACGCGAGAGGAGUCCACCCUUGAUCUGAAUUUACAACCGGUGAUACGAAGGAACUCGUACAUUGACUACUUGGAAAGUAUCCAGCAUUAGACAUCCAAAAAAUACCCAACUUCUCAACAAAAAAAAAUAAAAAAAACAAAAAAAAAAAAACACUUAGACUGUGAAGAGGACAACAUCGGCAAGCAACGCUUUGCAAUCAUGACCAUUUUAACAUUUUAUAUAGUUGCAAUUUCGUUGUCGGAUGUAAACACAAAAGAAAUAUUUCAAUGAGAUUGCAUCGAAGAGUUUAAACUGAUGCUUCCGCGGCAAGUACCUUAAGAUUGACGUUUAAGGUGAACGUUAAUUACUAGACGUAAUUUGACAGGAUUUUUCAAUGUUUCGUGAUCGAACGGUUCAGACAGUUGCUCUCCCUUUAUAAUUUGAACAACGACGACAAAGUGCUAGGACAUUUCGUGAGUGAUGGUAACACAACGAAUUGCAAGAGAGUACUGUCGAAUAGGUAGAACAAAUUUUCAAUCGAGGAAUGCAGUUUUAUAUUGCACGAUAUACUUCAAAUGGUACAUUUCACACCCAAAAAGGUAUGUCAUAUUAACUAGUCAAUAGUUAACUGAUUAACAUUUUCAUUGAAAUUUCUCUCGAUCUAUCUGUAUAGAGUGUCUGGCAAUGAAGAAAAUAUUUUCCAGGCUGAUCGUACGUUAUAAAAUACUAUGAAACUUUGAAAUAAACAAAUUGUAUUUAUAUUUGCCGAAUUACUAGGCUUCAAACAUUAUUUCGUUGGAUAUUCAAACUUUUAUAAUCAAGCAAUAUUGUUUGCAUUGUAAUUUUGUUUCUGUUUUUAAUCGCAUUUUAUUUGACAAUAUAAAAUCAUUCCUUCAAAUUCUUCCUUUCAAUCCUUUUUGUCAAACAUUCUAUACUUUUCAAAGAUUUCACUGAUAUGCCUUAUACCAGUCUAAAUACCGUAGGUACUGAGUUUAUUUUUUAUUCAUUCUAUUAAAAAUACAUGCUACGCUAUUUAAAAUUUUCGUGAGUGUCACUGUAUAAUUUCUCAUAUACGUAUUAUAGCGAGUGUAUAAAAUAUACACGCGUCGUCUAAUACUAGAAGAUAAAUACGAAACAUUUAAGUUGGCAAUGUAUAUGCGUGCAAUAUAACAUGUCUACAAAGAAUACUUAGUGUUAUUGUGUAAUAUGCAUCAAGCACUACGUUCCUUAAAAUUAGGGUAGUAAUGAAAUAUAUUCGACAGAUAAAAUCUAUAGUUUAACGGAGAUUAAGGAACUUCAUGUUGAAUAAAAAAUAUGUCAACGAUGUUGUCCCUUUAAAUUUACUUGCAAUAAUUUAAGAUGAGGGCAUAUAGAUAAUAAUACAUUAAUCAGCUGGUAAUAAGGAGAUGUGUUGUGAAAAUUAUAAAAUUUGUAAUUCGUUAACUUCUUUGUGGUAAGGAAAUAUGGAAGCAAGGUAACCAGCUCUGAAAUUUAUACUACAACUGCUUACCAGCACGCAUGCAAUUUUCUGCUUUUUUUUCAUUUCUAGGAUCACGCGUAAUAAGAUAAAAAUGCACGAGACGAUUUUUCUCGAAUCCGACUCUUACAUUCAGUUAUUUAUUGGCACGAAAAUAUAAAUGAUUUAUAAAUUUUAUUUUCAAUUUAAUUUUUUAAUGAAUUUACACACGUUGGCCGGAUCCGCAACUGAAUUCCAUAAAAUUGCCUUGUGCAUUUUUAACUUAAUUCCGCUUAUCCUUUUAUGCAUCCAUGUGAUUUUUCAGUUUCGUAAUAAACUUCGAUUUUACGCUUAAUGUAGCUCAAUGGAAAUCAAAAGUAUACCCAUAAGCAGAUUAAUAAUUUUAUACAAAAUCUUCCGCUCGACAGAACUAACUGUACAAUUUUUUACAAGAUUUAUUUCUUUCACUUCUAAACGAAAUAAGAAAGCAGAAAGCAAUUCGAACGAAAGGUAUGGCGUUAAUGAACUUUAUCCAUGGUAUUUUAUUAUUAUUUUGAUUCCUUAUUUGUUUUUCUUCUUUGUUUUUUACAUUAGAGUUAUCUGUGAUUUUUAAAGCCUAUAAAUCAUUCAUUACUAUUUAGAUAGAUGAAAUACAAAAGUAAUUUUUCUUCUUGAAAGAAAGGUUGCCCACACAAUACUUGAGAUUUUACGAAUUUAUAUAAAUCACGGGUAAAAUAUCGUUUCAUUAGGAUUUGCUCGGAAGGUUUGUAAGCAGGAAGUAAGUAGGUAUCUAUGUACUAAUAUGCAGUUCGUGCAGUUGAUGUAAACAAAAAUCGCUCGCGUUAUCCGUAUAGUUACAUACAUAUUAUGUAUUGUAUAGUAGACUAAGUACAUAUCAUUGCCUCUUAAACGAAAAUCGAUCUGACGAAGUUUUCUUCGUGUUUUUACAACUUCGUGCUUCGAUCAUGCAUACUACGAUUUCAGUCAAUUUUAAAAGUGAACAAAUUUUGUUCGUUAAUACGAUAUUGGAGAAAAGAUGCGACCUCACUCGCGCGCGCGUACACACUCCCAAAAUCUUUAAAUACGUAAUUAUACGGAGUGAAUAUAUUAUUCAUUCACGGUAUGAUAAAAAAGAAAGAAUGAUCUUUAUUCAUUCGUUGCAAUUUAUAUAAUCAGUGACAUUCGUUCAUUUAAAUACAUCGGCACGAUAUUGAUUUUCUUUUAAAUGUCCUCAAAAAUGGUGGCAUUGACCAUAAAUAAACAUGAUUUUCUAUCGCAUUAUUUCAUUUUGUUUCAUAGAAAUUAUAGUCGACUAAUUACCUAACUAAUUGUUUAAAAUGAUAAGACAGAAAAAGAUGAAUAGAAAUAGGAAACUUUCGUAUUAUUAUUAAUUUAUAGACAUAUUACAAGUAUAUGCAUACAUGUAUGUUGAGAUACUUUUCACGUUCUGUGUCCCUGUUCGUGAUCUUUCGCUUUGUCCCCAAUAAAUUGAAGGAUAAUGCGUAACAAAGCAUCGCAAUUCUCCUUAAAUCGAAAGUGCAGCAUUGACAAUCGAAAUAACAAGUUUCUUUAUUGAAAGAGUCAAUGGAUAUAGACGAAAAAUUUUAUAAAGCUUAAGAACAAACCCAAAGUGCAUUAUAUAUUACAAACACGUUGUUACAUCUCAGUUUCCACAUUUGAUUUUUGCAGCGUUCAAUAAUUAAAAAUUAUUUUUUAAUGCUCUCAUAAAAGAAUACAUUAAUAAAACCAUCUAAACUCUACGAGUAAUCUGUUUUCUUCGUAAAGAAGUUAUCUGUAUUUUUUCAUUUUUUCAUGUUUUCUUGUACAUACUAACAUACGAAAUACAUUUUAUAAGCCCACGUAUAAAACGUUUUAUUAAAAAUCUUUGAAUCUUGUCAAUCGAUUUAACGAUUUUAAUACGUACGAAAGGGGCGUAACUCACCGGAUAGCAAAAACAUCGCAUUCAGUACGUACUCACAUUUUAUCUCCAAUAAGUAUUUUACUGAAUUAAUCUUAAGUUACAAAAGUUCAGUAUAUUCGUACGCCGUAACAAUCCCAAUAAUUUCGUAAUAUGUGUCAAAGUUAUUAAAACGACAAUUACUGUUACAUCAACGUAAUAUACGAAGUAACAACUCAAUGAACAAUGCUUAAUCACUUUGAUGGAAUAUUCUACCGUUAAUAUACACCCCAUAGAGGGAUAUUUUAUGAAAUCUACUGUGAAAACUAUCCGAAAGUAUAAUCAAUUGAAACUACGAAUCUUACAAGUUAAACAUGAGAAAUUCAAAUGCAAGCGAAAAAUUGAAUUACCUACGCUAUUUCACAAAUCUAUACUAUUUUAUAUUUUUCUACGCCAUCCAUUCUAUCCUCCCUAUACAUUCAAUCACUCUUCCAACCUGUUAAAAGGCACGCUUCUAUCUUUUUUUUUCUUUUUUUUUUUUUACUAAUAAUUAUCACUAGAAUGCGGAUUUCUAUGCAUUUAUGGGAAAUUUAAAGGUGCAAGAAAUGCACAGAAUGCGCAUGACAGGCAAAAAUAUAUAAAAUAUUCAAGACACAAUAUUCUUCCAUACAAUUAUAAUAUUUCGUAGGGGAAACAAAGCUUAGCUCCCACUUUUUAGUUGUAUCCUUAAAGACAUGGACUUUCAUAAAUAUCAACUGUCUAACCACUCUUUCUACAACUUUUUGAUAAAUUAUGCAUUACAGCUGUAAAACAAAACAUUAUAAUUCAAAUAUACUCUAUGUAUUGCGCGAUAAAGAGAUUCGUGACAGUCCUCGAAUGACACGGUAGACAUUUUUUAUUUUCAGGCCUUCUUCGAAUGUUAGGAUCACACGGAUCCUCUCAGAAGAAAUGUGGUUUAGACCAGUUUUGCUUUCGAUGUAUGAAAUAUCAUUGUUGCUUUUAGGGGUGCGAUAAAAGUGUCUUACGUGAAACGAUUGCAUUCAAAAAGGGACAUAUUACGAUAUAUAGAACGUAUUCCUCUUCUUUUUUAAGUCUUUUAAAUAUAUUUUAGGAUAGGCAGCUUCUUUUGUCAUAUAAUCUAUUUUUUUACAAUAUUAUUGACGAUAUUAUGACAAAAUUUAGCAAUGUAUUUAUGCUUAUAUCUUUACAUUUUGUAUAAAUACUUUCAUGUAAUUUAUGUAUUCCACGAGACUAAUCUCCCAUAUAUCUAUUAAUAAAGAUACAUUGAUACCAAUA